Quercus lobata is the source of this 447-nucleotide messenger RNA. It is a transcript of the gene GRI, whose product is annotated as Stigma-specific Stig1 family protein. The record is from RefSeq and is a predicted model, not a curated record. The transcript has a single exon. NCBI's taxonomy places the organism in Eukaryota, Viridiplantae, Streptophyta, Magnoliopsida, Fagales, Fagaceae. Bases 1 to 447 code for a protein of 148 amino acids.
AUGGGUUACAGUACUAAUCUCCUCAAGCUUACAACCAUUCUCUCCCUUGUCCUAUCUUUGCAAUAUCAAACAGCCUUCUCAAAUGACAUUGAAGACGACGAAGAAUACGUAGUAGACUCCCCAUUGUCCAAUCUCAGAUCGAGAAGCCGGUUCUUAGCAAGUGUAAUAAAGAAAGGUACAGAUUGUAAUCCCAUUACUAACAAUGUAUGUAAUGGGGUAUCGGCAAACAAAGGGAAGAGCCUUCUCUAUUGCUGCAAGAAACAUUGCCGUAAUGUUCUUUCAGAUAAGAACAACUGUGGAGCAUGUGGGAAAAAGUGCCAAGAAGGACAGCAUUGCUGCAAUGGAAGAUGUACUAACACUUUUUACAAUGUGAAUCACUGUGGAAAGUGUAACAAGAAGUGUAAGAAUGGUGUCAAAUGUGAGUAUGGAUAUUGUGGGUAUGCCUGA